AGGAAUAGUUGAACGUAGCUGAUAGUAGAAUGCAUUAAAUUGUAGCGCUGGGAAACAUAAACGGUCUAAUCUUGGGAAGUUCCACUCCUAUCGAGCUUUGACGCUCAAAUGUUGGUAAACCGGAGCGUCCGCUAGUAAUACACGUCGCCAGUGAUCGCCCGAAAUCGAUCGUAAACGCGGCACUGUUGUAGUCCAUCGGGCACGUGGACUCGAAAUUGACCGCCAACAGUCGUUAUUACAGACCACCAUCGACAGACCCGAGGAUGGCCUCGUACGAUAGUCAAAAUCUUCUAUCGGGCGGCGGCCGCACAAAUGGAAGCAUUAGCGUCGUUAGCAACCGGGGUAAGUAACUUUGGCCCAACGGUAACAAUGAAGCCGAAAAGUCACCGUUCUUGGAAAAGUCGGAACCGGUGCGACUCACGCCGGCCUGGGAGGAAACCAAUUUAUCCAACGAUGAGCUCAAUUUCAAAGGGCUGACGAUGGAGCGAGCGAAAAUGCAGCUCAAUCCACCGAAGGACAAAAUGCUGCUCGUCUUCAUCGUUCUGAUGAUCCACGGCAUCGGUACGCUAAUGCCGUGGAACAUGUUCAUCACUGCCAAAUCCUAUUUCGUAGAUUACAAGCUUAGUCAAAACUACACCGGUGUCGAGUCGGAAUAUGGCACAUACUUUCUAUCUUCCCUCGGCUUUGCAUCGCAAAUUCCGAAUCUUUUGUUCAAUUGGCUCAACAUUUUCGUCAACCUUGGCGGUAACCUUACGAAGCGUAUCGUCUACAGCAUCAUGAUCGAAGUGAUCGCCUUCGUCGUGACGGUGGUGCUGGCCAUGAUCAACUCGUCCGAGUGGCCGGGAGCGUUCUUCUGGAUAACGAUGACCACGGUGGUCAUUUUGAACAUGGCCAGUGGUAUCUACCAGAACUCGGUGUACGGAAUGGCGGCGAAGCUACCGUUCAAGUACACCGGUGCCGUCGUGCUCGGUUCCAACGUUAGCGGUACGUUCGCUUCAAUCAUCUCACUUCUCAGCUCCGAGUUUGCCUCUUCCGUGCGAACAGCCGCGAUCUACUACUUCAUCACGGCCAUGUUCGUGCUACUGCUGUGCUUCGAUACCUAUUUCGCGCUACCACUGAACAAAUUUUAUCGCUACCACGAGCUGAUGAACGAGAAAGAAAUGGAAUCGAAUAAACGGUUGAACGCGGGCGCACGGCCUCCGUACUGGACCAUCUUCAAGCAAGCGUUUCCGCAGUUGUUCAACGUGUUCUUCGUGUUCUUCGUCACGCUGUCCGUCUUUCCGGCCGUUCAUUCGGAUAUCAAGCGCAUGGACAGUGAAUUCCCGGUGCCGGAAAAGCUGUUCGUGAGCAUUUGUUGCUUCCUGACGUUCAACGUGUGCGCCAUGCUGGGCAGUUUGACGACGUCGUGGGUAACCUGGCCCAAGCCAAAGUACCUCGUGUGGCCCGUCGUGCUGCGCGCCGUCUUUCUGCCCCUGUUCCUGUUCUGUAGCUAUCAGCCACUCAACAUCACUCGGGUGCUGCCGGUGUACAUCGACAACGAUUGGGUGUACUGGGGAAUCGGCAUCGUGAUGGCCUUCUCGUCCGGCUACCUCAGCUCGCUCGGUAUGAUGUACGCACCGCAGUCGGUCGAACCGCAGUACGCGAUGACGGCCGGCAUGUUUGCGGCCGCCAUGCUCAUCACCGGCAUCUUCACCGGUAUUUUCUUCUCGAUGCUGUUCCCAAUGUUCGUGCAGCACAACUUCCUCGACUGGUUCCACUAGGCCCGGCGUUGGGGAAUGGACGUGUACGACGACUACCUGUCGUCGUAACUGCAUACGUACCAUUCUCAGGAUCCUUGCGGCUCUAGACCGCUGUACGCCGGUCGAAGGGCGUUCGAUAUCUCCUAUCUCACCAUCCGCUCUUGCCUUUUUGGCACACCUGUUACUAUUUUAAAUUCUGUCGUGACAUGGGGCGGGAAACAGGGGGAGUGUCUGUUGGGAUCGGCCAAAGGGCUGGGAGUGUGUGGUAAGAGCUCCGAACCAUAUCACAGAAUUAACAGGAAGUGUGCAAGAAAGAAGCACACGCUAUCGCGACGUGGUGGCUGAACUAAAGUCGGAACCGCUGCUGCCAACUUUCAAUGGAAAUCUCUCAUUAGUUUAGGUGGUCAGGGGAUAAUUUCAUGCUUUGAUUUGAUAAGUUUUCAUUUUUCCAUUUUAGGCUUAUUAGUUUGGAUAGGUUUAGCUAGUUCCGCUUCACCGGGGAAGGAGUGAUAUAUCUUUCGGUCUUCGGGAAUGGACCGCAGACUGAUGUAGUAACCAAAAAUAUUAGUGAACCAAACGCAAACAGCUGGACGACACUUUUGGAGCGCUUUAGAAAUUAUUUGUAAUCGUCGUCCAUCUCUUAUUUUUGGCAUUUACACAACGAAUGGGUCACAACCCGGCGCCGGAGUGUUACGUUAACAGUUUGGUAGUGUUCAAAGGUUAGAUGUUAGAGCGAAUGCACUGCUGAAUUAAUUCUGUAGCCAGCGACUGAUUUCGAAUGGUGGAAUGAUGGGCCACGAGUCAUCCUUUUCGGUGGAUACCAGAGAGAACAUCUUCCUUUUUACCGACGGUUGUUAAUGGCUUUUAGUAGCAACAAUCCCAUUUCUGCCGAAUGCAUCGAAUUGUUAACGAACACGUUCAAUUUAUUCUUAUUCUACGUUUGUUUUUGCUCAACGUCGCUCUAGUCGAGCAUCGCUUUAAAGUAGGGUUUAACAUAUGACCAAAUUUAUCUUUUAGUUUGUAUGCUAAAGUUUAACACAGCUCUGCUGGUGAACAAUGCGCAGCGCCAUUAUCAUUGGUUAGUAGCUAUAAGUUUUUUUUGCAAAUUUCUGCAAUUUUGUGCUUGGUUUUGCUUUCAAUUAUAAUAGUAUCCUUUUCAUUUAGAAAGAAGUAAGAAACACAGGGACAGUAACACAACUUAAUCAGAGAGGCGAAUAAGAGUCGACAAAGAAUCGAAAAGCGUUAUUUCUCAUAGGAAUUAACUUUCAAUGUCUAUAAAACAGUUUGUUUUAGUAACACAUUAUUUUCAACCAUAGAAAAGGCAUUGUUCUAGGGAACGCAUAUUAUUUCUGACAUUCACCCGUUUUGUUGCACUUUGUGUUGUUUAAGAUCAACUCGUUCGACUGCUCAAUGUUUCCGCUAAAGAAACUCUAAAUUACAUGUUGAUACCGUGUAGCAGCUCUACAGAGCGUAAAACAUGAUUUAGAAUUACAUCUGAAUGAAUUAAUAAAAUGUAUU
Anopheles cruzii is the source of this 3257-nucleotide messenger RNA. It is a transcript of the gene Ent2, whose product is annotated as equilibrative nucleoside transporter 1. Gene Ontology annotation, molecular function: nucleoside transmembrane transporter activity. Gene Ontology annotation, cellular component: plasma membrane. Gene Ontology annotation, biological process: nucleoside transmembrane transport. Lineage: Eukaryota; Metazoa; Arthropoda; Insecta; Diptera; Culicidae. The record is from RefSeq and is a predicted model, not a curated record. The transcript is spliced from 7 exons.